Hippocampus comes (tiger tail seahorse) is the source of this 1194-nucleotide messenger RNA. It is a transcript of the gene ttc9b, whose product is annotated as tetratricopeptide repeat domain 9B. NCBI's taxonomy places the organism in Eukaryota, Metazoa, Chordata, Actinopteri, Syngnathiformes, Syngnathidae. The coding region runs from base 253 to 993 and encodes 246 amino acids. The record is from RefSeq and is a predicted model, not a curated record. The transcript has 3 exons. Gene Ontology annotation, molecular function: protein binding.
UUUGCGGCAGAGGCGGUCGCGUGUCUAUGGUGCUGAAACUGCUCGUGCUUCAGUUGUUGCUACGAGCAUCCCCCGCGAGCAUCGUUACUCUCGCAACCGAGCUAGCUUUCUUCGGCGAAUUCCGACAAUGUCUCCACCACUCACCGUCGUAUUUGGGUCUAAAUAACCAUUUGACGUUCGUACAACUUUUACAUCGCGGCAAAUUCUUUCGUGGCGGGUCUUAGCCUACGAAGUAGCCGAACCGCAUCCUUUAUGCACAGCACGGUGCUUCAGUCCUCCGAGCACCAUGGUCCCCUCCAGCCCCGCUCACUAGGCAGCAUGGAAACCAAGCAACACCCGAUAAAGAGCCUCAAAAGCUAUCCGGAGACCGGCGGCCGGAGUCUGGCAGCGGCUGCCGGUGGCGGAGGAGGAGACGGAGGAGAGGCAGGCGGUUGCCGAGUCGGCGUCUCAACGGAAACGGAGAUGGAGACGAAGAUUCAGAAAGCCGUCGACUUCAAGGCGGAGGGCCACCGCUGCUAUAAGGAGAAGAAAUUCCGAGAGGCGAUCGGCAAAUAUCAUCGGGCGCUCCUGCAGCUCAAAGGGGUCCACGUAGCCGACGGGACGACCGGCGGCUCCGAAGUCAACCUGCUGAGCCAACAAGAUGCCGCCAAGCUCACGGAGGAGCAGCGGAGAGCCGUGGAGAGCACCGAGAUCGAGUGCUACGACAGCCUCACAGCAUGUCUGUUGCAGUCCGAGCUGGUCAACUACGAGCGAGUGAAGGAAUAUUGUCUGAAGGUCCUGAGUCAUCAGAGGGACCAUUUCAAGGCCAUGUACCGCGCCGGCAUUGCCUUCUACCACCUGGGCGACUACGAAUGUGCCCUACGCUACCUGAGAGAUGCCAAGAAUCGCGAGCCUGCAGAUACCAACGUGCUGCGCUACAUCCAGUUGACGGAGAUGAAGAUGAGCAAGAGCGGCCAGCGGGAGCGAGAGCUCGGCAAAGAGACGCAAGGCUGACCUGCCCUUCCUUGUUUGGGGUCCUGCACCAACCUCCAACCCAGUCCAACCUUACUCCAUCCUCGCCAUACUCUCACGGACCCUCCGCAGCAAGGGCACAGUUGUAAGAGACGAUCUGAACUUGCUGUUUUUCCAACUCCCUCAUGCCUGUUUGUCCCUCUGGUGCUGUGGCUCUUUUUUCUUUGACAAAAAAAAAAGAUU